CCCUCCUCCCCGCCUCUUUCUCCGCUUCCGAUCUUGCCAAUGGUACAAUCAGUGCGAGAGGAGAAAAAAAGCCCCUAUGCGAAUUUUCACCUCCCACCCCCUUCGCUGAUAAGCCACUUGGUACGUUCUGCCUGAAGUCCCAGCCAGCCCUUCCCAAGCCAGAGCUGAAAGGGAGACAGACAGCCUGAGUUCCACUCUCGGCCAGAGGAGUCCCUUAGCCGGACCGCUCCCUGGGAAGAUGAGAAGAUUGCUGGGAGCUGCGGAAGCACCUCGCCUCUGAUCUGCUGUGAGGGUGGCUCGGGGUGGUCCUUGGCCAAAGAGACAGACCCGUUUUGGCUGUCAUCAUCUGGAGGAGAUGUCAGGACCUGAAGCUCACAGCCACAACAGAAAGCUGCCCUCCGACAUGGACAAUGGGCAGCGGGGCCUGGAUGCAGAGCAGAUGCAGCAACAGCAGCUCAAACUACACGAGAGGCAGAGAUUCUUUGAGGAGGUUUUCCAGCAUGACGUAGAUUUCUUCUUCCCGGUAUCACAUCUUCAGAUAGAGCACAGGAGACCUCCCUUGGGUAGCAUUUCCUCCAUGGAGGUGAACGUGGACAUGCUCGAACAGAUGGAUAUGAUGGACCUCUCUGACCAAGACGCUGUGGAUGUGUUUCUCAGCUGCGGGACAGAGGACAACAACAAUGUAGCUGCUCUUUUGCCAGAUUCCAACCAUUAUGAGGAGGAAAUUUCUCUGCAAGUGCCCAACGCAGCUGAGAUCAAAUCCCGGAUCUCAUCCACGUCCUCUGCCUCUACAGACCUGAACAGCUUAGACACCAGCGAGGAAGGGGUUGAGACCCCCGUGGUGCAGUCAGAUGAAGAAGAACUGCAGCAAGAUGGCCCUGUGGAGCAGGAAGCCAGGAGCUAGCAGGGGAGGGUUGCCACACCAUUGCAUGGACCCUGCCAGCUGGUGUGAUGAUGAAGGAACAUGGCUGUCUGGCUCUUUGAUUUCCACUAAGGAGCUACAGAUUCCCUACAGAAGCUCCCUAUCCCAUUUGCUGCACUUGGGGAGAAUUAGAUAUAAGUCUCCUCCCUGCAGGAUGGCCAAUGCAUGGAGAAGGCAAAGGGCAUAGGGAGAAUGGAGUGAGGCAAGGGGGCUGUAGAAAUUACAAAAACAAAACCUAACUCUCCAGGCUUUUACAGCUAAUGUUCUUGCUUCACUCACCCUGACUACUCAAGUUAGCUAUGGCCCCUGCUACAGAUAUUUCAGGCAAGGCCUUUGCGCAGGCUUACAGUUUCCCUAAUCCAUACAUACACACCCACACACACCCCAAAUGUUUUAACUGUAACAUAAGAGCAAAUUAUAUUCCUUUCAAACAAGCAACCGGGAGGAUAUGCAUUAUUGGGAAAAGGAACACUGAGGCAUUCUGGGUAGUAAGGAUGAAGAAGCGAUAGCUGAACCAUAACAGGGUUAGAAACCUUGUGGGAAGGCACUGGUGGUAGUAGUGGAACAGAGUGGUCCAUUCUCUUUUCCCCACCAAUUUAAUUCUGCAUUCUCACUCUGCAAACAUGCAGCAUAUAUUGGGAAGGUAAGAAUCAAGAGGAAUGGUGCACGAUGAGAAAAAGGGGACUUCAGGGAAGGGAUGCAGCAGUAACAAGUCUACUUAGUGUAGGCCUUCAUAACAUCUGACUCAUGGAGAAUACAACCUACACCAACUAUGUUUGCUCCCCCCCAUCCGGAGCUUGAUAAAGCCAUUCUGAUGUUUGCAAGAGAUUGUAAAACAGGCCGUCAAGCUCCCGGUAGGCUAUAAUCAAUGGCUGAUGGGUUGCAUUCAGCUUGAUAGGUGACAAAAGUUGUGCAGACCUUCUGUAGAUCAAUACCUUGGUAGCAAAGUAGCCUUGCAUUGCUAUCUGGCUAGUUUUUCAGUGAUCCAAUAGGAUUCGCUUAUCUCUUGGUGUAGAGGCUAAGAGUGUGGUAUGCAUGAGAUUAGUCUCAGAGGGAUCAAAUCUUAUCACUGGCAUGAACUCAUAAAGUGGGCCUGUAAUUUCUCUUCGUCAAUAGGGGAACAGUAAUAAUUACCCUCCUUACAGCAAUAUCAAAAGGAUUUCAGAGACUAUGUAUGUGAAGUGCUUUGACCACUAAAUGCGAAGUAUUCUUAUUACCAAACAUGUUUCUAAAUGGUCAGGCUCAACACUAAAUUCACGGGGAAAGUUCAAGAGACAUGUGUAAAUAAACUUGAUAGAAAUUAGACACAAAAUGGUGGUUUAGGGAAGGGCUAUAACUCUUUGGUAAGUGCAUGUGUUGCCUGUAGAAGCUCUUUUUAAAUCUUCAGUUAUAAAGGACCUCAGGUAACAGAACAGGGGAAGACUUCUGCCUGUGACUUUGCCUUUCCACUACCAGUCAAAGCAGACUGUAUAUUCAGAUGCCCCCCCUCCAAUUUGGGAUUUGAGGUGCCAUCCACAGACACCCCUUAAGUCACACUGUUCUUCAUAUGUAGAUCUCUUUUUUACCCCCAUGUAACAUUAACAGUGAGCAGUGGUUGUAAAUGGGGAAGACAAAAAGAACCAUGAUGGAGACAUGCAUAGGAGAUGGAAAUAAUUAAUUGAAGGAAAUGUCUCACUGUGCAGAACAAGUAAGUAUUGGAGCUCUGAAUAUCCAUGACACUUUAGGUCAGGGAUGGGGAACCUCUGCCUCCCUGCUAGAUGUUGUGAGACUUUUAUCUCCCAUCAGUCCCAAACAGCAUAGUCAGGGAUAAUGGGAGUUGUCACUCCACAAUAUCUGGAGGGCCACACAUUCCCUACCCAAACUUUAGAUUAUUUGCCUAACUUCUUUUAUCUGUUGAUAACAUCACUGUGUAAAAUUGGUACCAUUACAGAUGGAACAUUACAUCUUCUCCGGGGCUGUAACAAUCAACUAAUUGGUUAGAUUAACUGAUUGAACAUCAUGAGUGACUUAAAAAGAAAGGUGCCCUCAAUUAAAUCUGCAGUGUAUUGGGUGAUUUGAAAGCAGAUGAAUGGGAUGUGGGUUGUCAGCUGGCUUGUUCAUAAGCUAUUGAAUGUGGGUGUGAGACAUGGAUAUUUGCGUGAUCCAAAUUCUAGCAUCCCUUUGGUACAUGCAGCAACAACUGCAAAAUCUUGGGUCUUAAAGUGCAUAAUAAGCUGCGGGGGUGGAGCCACGGAUAGAGGCUCCAACUGACACCUGGGGGAAAACAGGAAAACCACACGUACAAUACUGUAUCAGAAUAACAAAUCAUCUGUGUAGCUCAUCCUCAAGUCAGUUUUGAGACAAGUAACUGUCAAUUUACAGAUUAGAAACUGAGACUGAGAGUCAGUGGCUUUUCAAAAGCCACCUAUUAUUCCCAGCUGAAGUUCCAAGUCCAAGUCAAACACAGUUUUUUGUACUAUUCAGUUACAUUGUAUGCAAGUCUAAAAUUGUCUUUAACAUUUAGAGCCUCUUGAUUUGCUAUACAGAGAACAAAUCAUGUAGAUCAGGGGUCAUUAAUCUUUGGCUCUCCAGAUGUUGUUGGGCUACAAGUCCCACCAUCCCUGAACAUUGGUUAUGCUGGCUGGGGCUGCUGGUAGUUGGAGUCCAACAAUUUCAGGGAGGGGCACAGGUUCUCUAUCCCUGUGUAGAUCAUUUUAUCAUGUUCAGAACCCUAUUUUGCUAGGUUGGAUAGGCACUGGGAAGCUGUGGCUAAUUGCAGUUUGCACGCUGCAAAAAUGAUAGUGUACGCAAUUGUCACACAUGACAACAGUGUAGUUUGUAUGCUUUCCCCCACAUUGAAAAUUGCCAUGCCAAAUUAAUAUUGGAAGCAGCGCUCAUGCUGUUUGAAAUCCUGUCUGGUUUAAACCAGACAGGUGUCCACUCUGAUAUAAAUGGAAAAUGAAAACCACCCUGAAUUGUGAGGCUGGAAUAAUCCCAAGCAGAAAUAAAAGGAGCCUGCUGUAUAAAUAA
Molecule: messenger RNA, 3931 nt
Organism: Rhineura floridana
Lineage: Eukaryota; Metazoa; Chordata; Lepidosauria; Squamata; Rhineuridae
Gene: DBNDD2
Product: dysbindin domain containing 2
Exons: 4
Coding region: 356-904 (182 amino acids)
Biological process (GO): negative regulation of protein kinase activity
Cellular component (GO): cytoplasm
Source: RefSeq, a predicted model, not a curated record